Messenger RNA from Arthroderma uncinatum, 1518 nucleotides. Its product is annotated as general amino acid permease AGP2. The record is from RefSeq and is a predicted model, not a curated record. Gene Ontology annotation, cellular component: membrane. Gene Ontology annotation, molecular function: amino acid transmembrane transporter activity. The transcript is spliced from 3 exons. Lineage: Eukaryota; Fungi; Ascomycota; Eurotiomycetes; Onygenales; Arthrodermataceae. Gene Ontology annotation, biological process: amino acid transmembrane transport. Bases 1 to 1518 code for a protein of 505 amino acids.
AUGGGGACCACACCCCAGGAGCAGGAGCCCGCUAUGGGCGAGAAGGGCCCAAGUGAACUCCCCGCAUAUCGAGAAAGCGUUGACGAAGGCGCCAGCGGACCUGAAAAGAUCAGCACCGACCAUACACAUCGCAAACUAAAGCCCCGACAUAUCCAAUUGAUAGGUAUUGGAGGCACUAUCGGCACUGCCCUUUUCGUCCAGAUUGGAAAGGGCCUGUUAAACGGCGGACCGGCAAGUCGUUACGUUGAUGAGGCUUUUGGAGUUGCCGUUGGAUGGAACUUUUUCGUCUUCGAGGCGGCCCUGGUUCCUUUUGAGAUUGUGGCUUGCAAUUUCAUCAUCCAUUAUUGGAGUGAUGCCGUGCCGGCGGCAGGCAUUAUCACUAUUGUGAUUAUUCUUUACGCCCUUUUUAAUGUUUUCGCAGUCCAAUGGUAUGGAGAGUCAGAGUUUUGGCUUUCGCUGGGCAAAGUUAUACUUAUUGUCGGCGUUCUGAGCUACACAUUUAUCACUAUGCUCGGCGGCAGUCCGUUAGGCGAUCGAUAUGGCUUUCGGUAUUGGAAGGAGCCUGGAGCCUUUACAGAAUACUACAAGCCGGGAAGCCUUGGUAAAUGGCUUGGUUUUCUCCAGUGUUUGAUCCUAGCAAGCUUUACUAUUGCUGGACCCGACUAUGUUUCCAUGGCAGCCGGUGAAGCAGAAAAUCCGCGAGAAACGAUGCCGAAAGCCUACAAGGCCGUGUUCUACAGGUUGACUGCAUUCUUUAUGCUGGGGAGCCUAGCUAUUGGAAUCAAUGUGCCUUAUGACGACCCGACGAUGAAAGAUGCUUUUUUGAAAGACCUCCCUGGCGCCACGGCGUCCCCCUACGUCAUCUCUAUGCGCAGGCUGAAGAUCCAGAUACUCCCGGACAUUGUAAACGCAAUGGUUCUCUCUGCAGCGUUCAGUGCCGGUAAUAGCUAUGUCUACUGUGCUAGUCGAUGCCUCUAUGGCCUAGCUCUUGAAGGGAAAGCUCCUCGGAUUUUCACCCGUUGCGCACGCAAUGGAGUGCCCAUCUACUGCGUUGGAACUGUACUGCUUAUUGCGCUAUUAAGCUUUCUACAAGUCUCGAACAAUGCUUCUGUCGUCCUUCAGUGGUUCGUCAACCUAGUCACGGCAUCACAGUUGAUCAACUUUUCAGCUAUAACAUUUACCUACAUUCGAUUCUACAAGGCACUGAAAGCGCAGGGUAUCUCUAGAGACUCUUUGCCGUUCAAGAGCCGGUUCCAGCCCUAUCUUGCGUAUUACGCCUUUAUUGGGCCUUUUGUCAUGGUAUUUGUGGGCGGAUACACGGUAUUUUUGCCCGGGAAUUGGAGCAUCCCAACCUUCCUCUUUUCGUAUACGAUGAUUGCGGUUUGCCCCGUGAUAUUUUUUGGCUGGAAGUGGUACAAGCACACGAAGUUUUUGAAACCUGAAGAGGUGGACCUGGUUGAUGGCGUGGAUGAAAUCGAGGAGUACACACGGAAUUAUGUACCAACGCCUCCAAAGUAA